UCCUCCUCUUUCGUCCCGUUAGCGGUCCCCUCCGGUUAACAGUUCAGCUCUCUCUCUCUCUCCGGUACCGGUAUGUCGGUGUUUUGUGAAGUCCCCCAAGCAGCCCCCGUAGCUGUCUUCAAACUAACCCAGGAUUUUAACAACGACCAGUUUCCCAACAAGGUGAACCUCGGAGUUGGAGGUGAGUUCACUACAUUUAAGUUUAACUGACACUUGUGCAGCUAGGUGACGAUAGCCAUGGUAACGGUAACCCAAAGCAACCGUCCAGUCUGAGUUUAAUGCUGGUUUAGCUAGUAGGUGUUCCGGUGAAAGUCGCACCCCAAAGAUUGUAUGACCUGUUGUCCAUAUUGUAUUAUUAAGGCUGCAGCAGUUGUAUUUACCUGAAAAUGUUGAUAGCCAAGCAUCUAGUAUUAAAAAUGUGACAUUUUGGUGGAUUAAAAAUUAUAGUUUUAUUUUUUAUUUUUUAAUUAAAUUUUUACCACACCAAUACAGUGUAUACAUCUCAAUACAAUGCAUUUCUUUUCUUUUUCCAGCUGUAUGUGUAUUUUUACAAACAUAUAUGUAGGAUUAAAUUGAAGAGAAUAAUCACAGUAGUCAUCGCAAAUAAACAAUGUCCACUCCAAAGUCCAGAUUUAUAGACACAAAUCCUAGUCAGAGGCAGGAUGACAGUAUUUUGUACUUACACCAUUAACAUAAACUGUCAUUACAUCAAUUAAGGUACCACAAGUUCCCAUAUUUCCCUCUGAAGCCUUAGUGAAAAUGUGAUCUGCUUCAUUUGAUAAACGUCUCAUUCUUUUUAAAUCCAGAUAUUGUAUGAAGGAGGUUCUGGUUUCACCCAUCUGAUGGUUAUAGACACCAAGGCUGCAGUCGAUAAUAUGUUUCAGAUGUAUUUUUCUGACCUCCUGUCCAAGAAUUUGAGUUUUAACAGCAGGCUGGUGGUCUACAUAGUCACAGGUCACAGAUGUUGUCGUAACACCUACUGAUUUAACGAGCACUAUCGAGAUAUUGUGGAUUGAUUUUAUGAAAACAAUCUUUUUUUUUUUAUAGUGAAUACGAGAACACCUCCAUAUAUCAAUCUAGAGAAACUGUCCAAUCCCCUUUUUUCUUUAUCAGAAGAGGAAUUGCAGCCUCUCUGAUUGAUUCCUGUGCCUGUGUUAUUUGCUGUUCAGUCAUGCCACACCAGAGGCUGAUUGCAGCUUUGUUGAUAAUGUAUUCUUGUUAUGUAAUACCUCUGCACAAAGAGUAGAGUCAUCUUUGUCCCUGUCCUCUCUCCUUUUUUCUCUCCCUCUUGCUGCAACUCUGCACAAUAACCGCUCACUUGAUUGGAUUACUGUUCCCCCAUGCAACAAGAACAAGCUACUUGCAGGAUUUUAGAUGUGUGUGGCUUAGUCCUGCUUCACCCCUAAAGCGAGCAAAUGGCACAUUUCAGUCCUGCGUACGACUGUUUGGAGUGUUAAUCUUAUUAAAAGUUGUAAUCCUCGCCGCUUACAUCGCAAAGGAACAGUGUGGUAGAUGUAGUUUAGAUGUGUUUGUGGCGGUAUAGUCAUGUCACUGCAUUAAAGGACAAGGCUACCCAAGUCUUAUGAUUAGUACAGCAGGCUGAGGCCUUGUAAUCCCCUGCUUUCUGCAAGACACAGUGCCGCAGAUGGUCAUCCACUAAGGGGAAGCUGGGAAAUGUAGGCCACACGUGUCUAAAAUUUUAACGCCAUGCUGACUCAAGUCGUCUUUUCAUUAAUGUUUCAUCCAAAAUACUGCGUUAUUCAGCGAGUACUUUCAUAAUCUGCCAGUUGAUGUGUUAAUAAGAGGGAUAUUAGAAGGCUCUAUAAAACAUUACACAUGGCAUUAGGAGCCUUUAUUCUGCAUGUGGUUAAACUUUAACUUUUUACUCAAAAAUAAUGGGUCUAAUGAUCAAUGACAGCAGUGACCUUAACCCCUAGUUUUGUCAUGGAUUAAAAAUUAAAUUCAACAGGUUGUUUUGCAUUAGUUUAUCCAGACGAUGUUGAUAUUUACCUUGAGACUGAUCAGUGGGUCACAAAGAUAAGCUGAAUGUCUCCGUUGGAAAUGAACAAAAAAAGGCGUUUGUCAGCUCUAGACCUUAUCGGGUGGCGACACAGAGUUCAUCUCCACAGAUAAAAGAGCAGGGCGGUUACAAUAUCUCUGACGUGAUCAUUCAGGGUCAUUUGAGCAUUCCUGUUAUUUGACCCAGGACCAAAUACUCAAAGCUGCUUUUACUCCAGUUCUUCUUAGUGAAGUAAUUGGAACUGGUUGGACUGGAUGACAUAAGCCCUUCUGUGGAAAUCAUUUCAAACAAUAGUAUAUGCUGCAUUUGCGCAAUUAAGGCUACAACAAAAGUUUCCUUCUUUAAAAUCUUGUGCACAGUUUAAAACAAAUUUUCAACUUUGUUUCCCUGACUUCUUCUUGCAGCUUACCGGACAGAUGAAGGAAAGCCAUGGGUGUUACCCGUGGUGAAAAAAGUGGAAAAGAUCAUUGUGCAUGAUGACAGGCUAAAUCAUGAGUACCUGCCCAUCUUGGGUCUGCCUGAGUUCAGAUCCUCGGCGUCAAAGAUCGCACUGGGGGAGGACAGUCCUGCCAUCCAGGCAAACAGGGUUGGUGAUUUUGAGUAUCCUGAUAAAUGCACUCUAAAUACACUUUCCAAACUUUUUUUUUCAUAUUAUACUCUAAAGUUAAAAGCCUGAUUCUGUCACUGCCAGGUUGGAGCUGUCCAGUGUCUGGGCGGUACAGGUGCUCUGAAGAUGGGAGCAGAGUUUUUGAGGCGUUUCUACAACGGGAACAAUAACACCAAAACACCCGUCUAUGUGUCUGCGCCUACUUGGGGUAGGUAGGCCAACACAUACACACACAAACAUAUUUAAAGUAUCCUCCUUUCUACUAACCGGCUCCUCCUACAGAGACUCUGAUCUGAGACUUGGAUAGACUCAGUUUCGACUUUAGACCCUGUAUGUCAGUACAGUUUAAUUAAUGACUCUCACAUCUUAUCUCUGAUCUACAUUUGUUAUCGGUUCAUAUGUGAGGAACAUUCAAUAAAAUUAUGUCCACUUUUGUAUCUUGAGUCAAUGAUAAUAUAAUUUUAUUAUUUAAUGAUCGUUUCUGUAUCUUAUUGUUUCAGAAAAUCACAAUGCUGUGUUUGCCAACGCUGGCUUUGAGGACGUCCGUCCAUACAAGUAUUGGGACGCUGAGAGGAGGGGGCUUGAUUUAGCUGGUUUCCUUGGGGACUUGGAGGUACCUAGAGUGAAAUCUGAACUCUGGAUUUACUCUAUUUUGCCUUCAUUAAGUUUACUAGAAUUUACUGUUUUCUCUGUCCUUCUUGUAGAGUUGUCCAGAACGCUCCAUCUUUGUCCUGCAUGCUUGUGCCCACAACCCGACAGGCACAGACCCCACACAGGAGCAGUGGAAGAUGAUCGCUGAAGUUAUGAUGGUAUUACAAAGAGCCCUGCACACCAAUGCAAAUCAAAAUCUAAUCACCACAAACAGAAGCGUCACCUCGCACAGACAGGAUAUGGUUUCACAUGCUCCACAUUUAUCAGAGUGUGCUGACUGUUUGAUCUUUUAUCCUGUUCUCUUCAGAGGAGGAAGCUGUUUGUGUUCUUUGACUCGGCUUAUCAGGGAUUCGCCUCGGGCAGUCUGGAUAAAGAUGCCUGGGCGGUCCGCUACUUUGUCUCCGUGGGCUUUGAAAUGUUCUGUGCCCAGUCGUUCUCAAAGAACUUUGGCCUUUACAGUGAGUGACCUCUGGGUACUUUGGGUUUCACAUCAGCUGCAUGACAGUGAUUAAGAGUGACAUGCUUUUGUAUCGUCCUUAAUCACGAGGACGGUCACAGAAAGGUUUUAUGUAGCCACAUUUUUUACAGUUUAACAAAGGAAAGGAUUGUUGUGCGAGAACAUAUUGCUUUGUUAUAAAGAUCUGAACAUGAAAGACUGAAACAUAAAUAUAUUUGAGCUUUGCAUUAAAGGUGGGGUAGUCAGGAUCUGAGGAAGAGACAGUUUUUGGGAGAAAUCUUGAAUGUAAGCUCUACACCUCCCAACCAGUUUUCCCCUAAUAACUAUUGACUGAUAUUAAAAGCUUUUUUGUAUAAACACCACAAAAAAAAGACACUUCUUCAACGAAAUCCUGCACACCCCACCCUUAACAUAAAUUUGCAGAUUCUUUUCAGCAUGUCAACAUCUGAUUGGUAAAGGACUUUAGUAAUCAGCCUGCAUUUCUCCCCGUCAGAUGAGCGUGUUGGCAACCUGACCAUUGUUGCUCGAGAUGGAGACAACCUGAAGCGAGUUCUGUCACAGAUGGAGAAGAUUGUCAGGACCACCUGGUCCAACCCACCAACCCAGGGAGCUCGCAUCGUUGCUAUCACUCUCAACUCACCGGAGCUCUUUGCAGAAUGGUCGGCACAAAAGAGAAACACGACCUGUGCAUUGAAUUACCAUUUACGCUCUAAAAUGAAGGUAUUUUCUGAAUUGGAGAUAUUGAUUUGAAUGUAUUUGACUCUAGGAAGGACAAUGUAAAGACCAUGGCUGACAGGGUCUUGUUGAUGAGGGCUCAGCUGAAAGCAAAGCUCCAAUCUCUGGGGACACCGGGGACCUGGAACCACAUCACAGAGCAGAUCGGCAUGUUCAGCUUUACAGGCCUCAACCGUGAGUACUUAAGUCACAUACCGACAUUUACACCCUUUCAGCACAACAGCUACACAAACACCUCCUUAGAAACAAGCAUGUCUGUAAAAUGAAAAAUGAGAUCUUAAAAAAAACAAACAAGAAAUGGGGUUUUGCUGUUCCUCCUCCUGCAGCCAAACAAGUGGAGUACAUGGUGAAGGAGAAACACAUCUACUUAAUGGCCAGCGGUCGCAUCAACAUGUGUGGCGUGACCAGCAGGAACAUAGACUAUGUGGCUGAAUCCAUCCAUGAGACCGUCACCAGGGUCCAGUAGAAGAUCCACGGUUCUCUGCACCUCUUCCAGCCUGGUCCAGAUCCCAGUGAAAAAGUCCAGCUCACUGCCUGUUCACCCUCUCAUUCCAGUGUUUGUGCUAAGCUAGGCUAAACACCUCUUGGACCUGUUUCUUCGGUAUUUAUCAUCCUGGCGGCAUUCCUUUCAGUUACCGUGUUGUAAUUUGUCACAUGUUUUAAUUUGAUGUCGGUUUCUUCCUCUUAGUGUGAAAAUCACUGAAUCUUCACAUGUAGCAUCGUACAAAUCUGUCAUUUCCUGGCCCUUUGAGAGGGUUAGUGCAUCUGUGUCUGUGUGACUCUUUUGUCUGAGGCUGUGAUUCAUCCAUCCAUCCAUCCCGAGUGUUAAUAACACAUUUGCAUUUUUGUUUCAUCAGUAUCAGUGGUUUGGAAAAGCUGAAUUUUAGAAAUGAGUAAUUAAGUAGCGGAGGCGGUUUUAAUGAAUGUUGUGAGUGUUUACGCCUCGAUCGUGAAUCUAGUGCAGUAUUAUGUUUAGUGAACAAUAGAGGAAUAUUCUCAGGAUACUUUUUAUCUAUUUAAUUUUUAAUAAUACUGACUUCUUUCCAAAAGCUGCUGCUCUAAAUACCUUACUGUGAAUUAGUUCAAAUGAAGCACAAACGGCACUGAACUGCCCAACAGGUACAGAGUCAACAGAGGAAUCUGUUUUCAGCUGAAUGAGGAGAUGUUUCUGGGUCUGUCAGGAUCCUGCAGCUUAAAUGAAUGUUGAGUUUGAACAGCGAAAGUCUGUAUGCAGCACUGGUGCGCUAUUAUGCAAGAGCCACGUGUGAGCGGCACAAACACGCUAAUGAUCAACUAGUUUGGUACUAUACCUCUGUGAAUAAUGGACCAACAAAGCCAUGGUGCUGUACGGCUAAAAACAUCCCCACCAGACUGUGAAUUUACCAUCCUAAUAAACAAAUAUAAACAGUAAGAUUGAAUUAUUGUCAUAUAUGUUCCAUCCGAUGUACAAAAAAUGCUUUAAACUAGAUCAAAAAGGCAGAUAAAGAUACACAAAACAAAGAGAAUAUUGUUAAUCCAUUAAUUUAUUUCAUCAUCCCUUUUGUAGAACAUGUAAUCUGUCUCUUUGACAUCUUUGGGUAACUUGUUAAUAUCUGGGUGGUAAACUACAAAAUGCAACUUUGCCUCUUUACUUUAAACACUCGAUAUAAUAAUCUCUACAAAUAUAAACCAGUGUUAACCGACUUUAAAACCUCUCAAAACUGAAAAGCUUCGGCUUCACAGAUCCUUGUGCCGGCUGUCAGUUGUCAGAUCAAAAGACUUCCCGCUGUACGUUCUGUGUACACAGAGGGGUCAAUGUGAAAAGCUUAGCAGUGCAGUAUCCUUUGUACUCCCAUAGCCUUCGCAGGCAGAAUGAAUUAUAUCACUGAGUGUCCCCAAACACCACCUGUGUGUGAGUGUGUUUAAAGGGAGGCGGUGGCUUGACGUCAGUGUGCGUCAUAUUGCUUUUCCUCUUUCGGAUCUCCUCUAUUCCGCUGCCAAUAUUUCCCGGUGCAGAUCGGCUAAGCUGGACGUGAGCUGCACUCCCAUCGUGAAUCAAACACAGAACUACUCCUUAUUGCGUUGGUAAAACAUUCUUAGAAAAUGGCUUUAAAUCCUCCUUCAGUGAGCAGCGUCUGUGGCAGGAUUCUCCCUAGAUCUGGUGACAUUUGAUCCCCUCUGAAAUCCCCUUGUGCAUUCAUACAUGCAGUUUAAUUAAAAGCAUGAAAACUGCAGCUUUUUGCUCUCUUGUUUCUUUCUAAUUCUCCUCCCAUUUGCUUUUUUUUCAGGUUUCAACUCUAAAACUUGAGGCUGCCAUUUCUUCAUCUUAAUAUCUAUAGUUGCUACACAUUGCACCUCUGCAGAUUGUUUUCAUCCUAUUCAUGCAUCCCUUUAUGUAAGCAUGCAUAUGGAGAAUUAGGGCUUUCUACAGGGGGGCAAUUCUACAGCAAUAGCAGCAGAUAUGAACAUGCAAGUUGCGACUACUCUUCCUCGAGAAUACUUUUAAUAUCCGCUUUUUAUCCCAAAAAUCCCAAACCCACCCAUGAUCCCCUAGCUUAUUUCUGAUUGGUGUAUGCAGCUUUAGUGAUGGGAUGAUCUGUACAUAGAAAAGGCUCAAAUGUUUGCUGAGUGUGUGAGGUUGAUGUGGUGUGCUGAUUGUUUUUCCAAAAGGUGAAAACUGUGUCGGCACAGCUACAGUACGAGGAAAGAAGGUUUACAUGGAAAGACGUGUGGGAUUAGUGUCCUAUGCAUGUAUGAGGUGAUGAAUUCACAUCACUAACAGCAUGUUGGAUGACUUAUAUUGCUUAUUCAAAUCCCUUUUGGUAGUUCUGAAACCUUCAUAUAAAAGUCAGGUAAGAAACUGCGUCAUUCGCUCUGGCACAGGCGUUUGUAAAAUUGUGCGCACCUCUCUGAGAGGUCAGUGUUUACAGUAACGACUGAUUCAAGCUGAGAAAAAGAUUUUAUGGCUUUUUCAUUAUUGUGUUCUUAAAAUCUGGAGUAAAAAUUGUGCUGUAAUCUGGUGGUGACUUUUUUUUGAUCUUGUGGCUACUGUCGUGUUGCAGAAGGUGGCACCUUAACGGCAACACUGAGACGUUUCCCUGUGCAAAAAUUAUUUCCAGUAUGUGGGAGCUGUCUCAUCUUAAUGAAUACAUAAGAAAUGAAAUAUGUUUUUGUUGUUGGGUUUAAAGGGAUAUUCCGGCGUAAAAUUAAAUUAGGAUCAAACACACUGUAACACUGAGGUAGACACCCCCUCGAGAGAUGAAUGUUGCCGACCGCUUGCUUCUCGAGUUAUACCAACUUUUUCGUAACUCUCCCGACGAAUGCGUACAAUGCCACUGCGCAAGUGGUGAAGUGCGUCAGUGCUACUGCGCAAUGUUGGUUUCAGGAAAUGAAGAAAAAUCGCAGAAAUACUGAGAGCAAUUCGGCUUCAAAUCCAUAAACUGGCGGAAAGCUAUGGAAGUAAAUCUGUGCCAUCUGGUUUUGAAUUUGAAUUUCUAAAGCUGAAUAUUUUUGCAUCAAUAUCAGACUUUGAAUUUCAAAACUAUUGAGUUUCAAGCACACAUUUUUAUUUCUGACACUUUUUUUCCCACAAUGAUGAAAUAAAUUCAGUGUAAAAGAAGCAAUCGAUUCCUGGCUCCAUCAUCCAUCGUCAGGCUAAUCAAAUAAUGGGAGAUUGGUCAUGUGACACCGACCUCAGUGGAAGAUUGAAAGAUCGAUUGCUUCUCCCUUAUUACCUGGAUGUUGAGUCGGUCUGUUUUACACUAAAUUUUUUGACACUGAAUCUUUUGACACAGAAAUUUUUUUAAGGUUGAAUAUUUUUUUUUUUACAGUUUAUUUUUUCACUACCUGAAUAUUUUGAGAGAUUGAUUUUUUUUAACAAUUAAUUUAUUUCAUCAAUGUGAAAAAAAUAAGUAAGAAAUAAAAAUGUGUGCUUGAAAUUCAAUGGUUUUGAAAUUCAAAGUCUGAUUUUGAUGCAAAAAAAAAUUCAGCUUUAGAAAUUCAAAAUCAGAUGGCACAGAUUUACUUCCAUAGAAGGCGAAACCAAGUUGUUCAUAGAAUAUACAGUCUAUGGUAUAACUAGAAAAGCAAGCGGUCGGCAACAUUCAUCUCUCGACAGGGUGUCUAACUUGGUGUUACAGUGUGUUUGACCCUAAAUUAAUUUUACGCCGGAAUAUCCCUUUAGAGAAAAACUGAGAAAAAAAAAUGGCUCAGAUGUUUUCCACGGACCCUGCAAAGUCCAGAUGAAGCACAAGCAAUGCUGCUGUAACACACUAUGGCUAAAAUGACAUGCGUAGAUGUUAGCAUUAUGAACAGAGCUACCAUAAAAUAUUAGCACAUGCUAAAUAAGAACAUUUUAGGUCCGUACAGUCCAGUGUAAGGCUGGAUAAAUCCAAAACUUUGUUGUCUAGAUUCGUCCAAUCAAGUUUUUCAGAUCUGUCUCUCUUGUGAGGAUGUGUAAGGUCAGGCAGAGUUUGGACAGAGAGGCUACAGCAGAUAUGACGGCUCAGUCUUCUGUGAGAGUCUCGGUGGAGGAGGAGGGAGGGUUGAUUUGUUGAGAAAUUCUGUGAACGGUAAAGAGGAAGAAGGUGUGUGCUUCAUCCCUCCUCGUCCUCGCUCUCACUGUGCUAGCUCGCAGCUGGUAACUGCUCUGAACUUUCCUCCGAACGCUCCUCCAAACACUUUUCCUCAUCUUGGGACUUUUUUCUUCUCUUGUUACCUGGAAACAGAAGAAAUAUAUUUAAUUUUUUUGGAUGUCAAUACUGGUUAAAAUCAGCAUUUAGCAGCCAUAUGUUGUUUUCUUUUCUCUUCAGUGAGCUCUAACCUGAAGAUACUAGUGGAUUUCGCCCUGGGGUAUAAAAGGUGAGGCCAGUUUGAAAGUACCUUAAACUUUAAUUCUUCUUUAUGACUAGCAGGGGGAGACUCAACUGGUUUGUCUGUUUACAUGAAACCAAUGAGGAUGCCUCUUGUUCUUCUUUGUUUUAUAACUCAGUAACAGAGGCUGAUCCAAAGGGGUGACCAGGGGUGGCAGAUGCCCCAGCUGUGCCAAUCUUUCAAUUUCUCAUGAUUUGAUCUAACUUUGUUUCCUAGGGUGGCAAUUUGAUUUAACAUUGUUAUCUGAUACAAACCGGUCUGAAGUGCUCUUGUUGUUACAUGAAGGUGCUUAUUUCUGGAUUUAUUUCCAUCUGCUGUGAUCAAUUAUUAAGUGAUAUUAAUGGAAAAUGUGUUUGAGAUUUUUUUACCUUGAGGCACUGCUGGCUGCACGGUCUAUGUGGGUAUUCUAUAUAUGGAGGUUACGCCUCAGGCCUGUGGCUCCUUUCCCAUAUGUUACACCCCCCAUUUUAUGCUCAGUCCGUUGUCCAAUACUCUCUUAAUUAAGGCAUUAAAACUCUAAAAAUAUUAAUAUCCUCUAUUAAUAUCUGUUUUUUAAAAAAAAGCUGUUGUCAGGAUAGAUAUAUUAUAACACAAAUCCAUCCUCUCUUCCAGCUUCUGAUGGCAAAGAAACAGGGUGAUGAUUUUUAAAACUGAAAUCUGAGCUUAAAAUAGGAUAUUAAAAACUAACAGGGGGGCACCACAAUGUCAAUGCUGUGAAGAAAUAUUUCAAGAUUUUCUCAAAUAAAUAACGUAGAAGAGCAACAGUCCCUCACAGCGCAGUUUGCUAAAUAGGAGUAAAUGAGUCAGCUUGUCGCAGAGCCAGUAAACACAGUUGUAUCUGUGGAAUCUGCUCUGCAGGAAGGAGGAGGUUGCAGCGAGAUACAUGACACGUCACCUGUUGCUAAGAUACACCUGGCAUCAAUCCCACUAAUGUCUGCCAGAAAAGUUUGGGUGCAUCUGACGGGAUAUGUAGGCAUGCUGUUCCACUGCUGUGUGUGUGUGUUUGUGUGUGUUUGUGUGUGUAUGUGUGACAGAUUGCUCACUCACUCAAUUUACGCAGCAGCCUCUUUCCGAUGUUUUCUUCAGAGCUGGACAGAGAGCGGGAGCUGAUGAAGGGAGACGUGGACGGCAGAGACUCUAUAGGCACAUCUGAGGGAGAGAGGGGGGUGAAGCAGAAAUUACAGCUGAAGUGGAGGCAGACAAUCGUACUCAGUUAUACAGACUUCACAGGCAUACAGGCAUCACUUUUAUAGCAUAGAAAACAUCAGAUAUUUCACUUCUAAAAUGGUAAAUAGAUGUGUUCAUUCUCUGAGUUUGACCUGAAUCAUUUCUGUUAAAGCUCCUGUGAGAAACUUUGGGUUUCUGACCAUUUUGUCACCUCCUCUUAUCUCCUCUGAUUUCUCUUGGACAUGUGUAAAAAAACAUUUUUGACAGGAAAACUUUCUCAGCUUUUUUUAACCAGGAAAUGAGUCACUCCAAGAAUCUUUGCCCUAAAAGAGGAUUUUUUCAAUAUCAGUUUAUUACUUUGUCUGGCACAUAGCCCCACAGCAGUCAUUUCAGGCACCCAUGAUAAUAACAGUCUAGAAAGGAUCAGUCUCGUUUCUUAUGGUUUUGUUUGCAGCUCGUGAUCAGACAUCAGUGUUCAUUUCAGUCUGUUUCAUAACCGGAGAAGAAGUCCUCACAGGAGCUUUAAAGACUCGUAUAACCUAAUACAGCGGUUCUCAACUGGUCUCACUCUGGAACCCACAUUUUCCCACAGUCCUUAAGUC
Xyrichtys novacula (pearly razorfish) is the source of this 11090-nucleotide messenger RNA. NCBI's taxonomy places the organism in Eukaryota, Metazoa, Chordata, Actinopteri, Labriformes, Labridae. The record is from the annotation of a GenBank genome assembly.